AUGGCAGACUUCCUCGUAGAAGUCACAGGAGAGGCCCCCGAUACACCGAGCACAUGGUGGAAGCUCCACGUUGACGGAGCAUCCAACCAAACAUUUGGAGGGGCCGGAAUUAUCCUCGAAAACUCGACAAGAGUAGCCUUUGAGCAAUCCAUCAAGUUUGAUUUUCCAGUCUCCAACAACCAAGCCGAGUAUGAAGCCUUGAUAGGGGGACUGAUGCUAGCCAAAGAAGUCGGAGCGUCAAGGGUAGAAGUCAGCAGCGACUCCCAAGUCGUCACCUCCCAAGUAAAUGGCAGCUACCAAGCCAAGGAUGCGCUGCUACAAAAAUACUUGGAAAAAGUAAAAGCACCAUGCAAAAACUUCGAAGAGGUCACAAUCCAGCACGUCCCCAGAGAAAGAAACACCCGAGCCAACCUCCUUUUCCAAGCUCGCGAGCACCAAACCCGGCACUGGGAACAGAUCCUUGAUCCAAGGGCUAGCAACGGAACCUGA
This is a messenger RNA of Arachis ipaensis, 489 nucleotides long. The record is from RefSeq and is a predicted model, not a curated record. NCBI's taxonomy places the organism in Eukaryota, Viridiplantae, Streptophyta, Magnoliopsida, Fabales, Fabaceae.